Quercus robur (English oak) is the source of this 1022-nucleotide messenger RNA. Its product is annotated as early nodulin-like protein 1. The record is from RefSeq and is a predicted model, not a curated record. Gene Ontology annotation, cellular component: plasma membrane. Gene Ontology annotation, molecular function: electron transfer activity. The transcript has 2 exons. NCBI's taxonomy places the organism in Eukaryota, Viridiplantae, Streptophyta, Magnoliopsida, Fagales, Fagaceae. The coding region runs from base 107 to 763 and encodes 218 amino acids.
GACACCAUUCUUGCCACACCUCUAGCUCCACCUGAAUUUGAGAUCUCAGUUUUUGGCUGAAAUAAAAACCUUUUUCUACAUCUAAUUACCCAUUUGUUCCUUUACAAUGGCUAACACUAUUUUUAAACUAAAUCCUCAAAACAAAGUAUUGUAUGCAGUGGGACUCUUUUGUCUCAUGCUGUUGGUGCAGAAGGGAGCUGCAACUCAGUUCACUGUUGGAGGCUCAAAGGGCUGGAGUGUUCCAAGUCCCAAUGAUGUCCACUUCAACCAAUGGGCAGAAAAUAGCCGAUUUCAAAUCGGAGACUCUCUUCUUUUUAACUACCAACCCGACCAAGACUCGGUGCUUCAAGUAAACCAGGACAGCUACAACAAUUGCAACACUGACUCAUAUCAGCAAAAAUACACUGAUGGCCACACUGUUGUCCAGUUGCCUCAAUCUGGGCCUUUCUACUUCAUAAGUGGCAACAAAGACAACUGUCAAAAAAAUGAAAAGAUGGUGGUUAUUGUAUUGGCAGAUAGAAGCAACAGCUCUCAGAAUACUAACACAACCACCUCUCCUCCACCUUCAGGCUCAACAGAUAUAACACCAUCUCCAGCACCUGCCGGUGAGGAGUCUCCGUCACCACCACCUACCGGUGAGGAGACUCCAGCUCCUGUCAGUGAAACUCCUCCUCCUCCUCCAAGUGGAGCUUCUUCAAUCUUCAUUAGUUCUGUCACUACCCUUGGAGCAUUCACUGCUUCAUCUCUUUAUUUCUUACUCUAAGUAUAAUGUUUGAAUGAUUGAGUUGGUUUCUUCUUUUUUUUUUCUUUUUUCCUUUCUUUUAUUUUUUUACCCCCAUUGUUUUUCGUACCUUGAACUCAACUGGGUUUUCAAAGGUGGAAUGGUUUGUUAUACAGUUGAAAUAAGCAAGCUGCCAAUGAUAUGCUAUUUGGGGUGCUUGUAAUUUCACCAUUAUUGAUGUUCGUAAAUAAGGGAAUAAAUGAAUCUUUAUACUGUGUGGAUAACACGAAUUUCGUGUUAA